Exophiala aquamarina CBS 119918 is the source of this 4800-nucleotide messenger RNA. Its product is annotated as pentafunctional AROM polypeptide. The transcript has a single exon. Gene Ontology annotation, molecular function: 3-phosphoshikimate 1-carboxyvinyltransferase activity; shikimate kinase activity; 3-dehydroquinate synthase activity. Gene Ontology annotation, cellular component: cytoplasm. The record is from RefSeq and is a predicted model, not a curated record. NCBI's taxonomy places the organism in Eukaryota, Fungi, Ascomycota, Eurotiomycetes, Chaetothyriales, Herpotrichiellaceae. The coding region runs from base 1 to 4800 and encodes 1599 amino acids. Gene Ontology annotation, biological process: chorismate biosynthetic process; aromatic amino acid biosynthetic process.
AUGCCGUUGCCCAAUGGAACGGCCAAAGAGGUUCGAGUGAGCCUACUCGGUAAAGAAAGUAUCAUCAUCAAUUUCGGACUAUGGCGCAACUAUGUGGCUUCUGACCUCCUGGACACCCUUGAGUCAUCCACCUACGUUUUAAUCACGGACACAAACAUCGGCGGCCUUUACACAGAAUCCUUCCGCAAAGCUUUCGAGGCUGCAAAGUCAAAGGAAUCAAGCCCAUCACGUUUACUUGUCCAUGAAAUUCCUCCCGGAGAGAGCUCAAAAUCGAGACAAACCAAGGAUGAUAUCGAGGACUGGCUUCUGAGUCAGAGCCCGCCAUGUGGCCGGGACACGGUGAUCAUUGCGCUAGGAGGCGGUGUCGUUGGUGAUCUAACCGGCUUUGUUGCUGCAACUUAUAUGCGCGGUGUACGAUUUGUUCAGGUGCCGACUACACUACUUGCUAUGGUUGACUCCGCCAUUGGUGGAAAGACAGCGAUUGACACUCCUCUUGGCAAAAACCUUGUCGGGGCCAUAUGGCAACCGCAGAGAAUCUAUAUCGAUCUUGACUUUCUUGGUACUCUUCCCCGCAGAGAGCUCAUCAAUGGCAUGGCAGAAGUAAUCAAGACCGCCGCAAUUUCUGACGAGAACGAGUUCAUCGCGUUGGAGUCAAAUUCCGACAAAAUCAUGGCUGCAGUCAACAGUGACAUCAAGCAAGGUGCAGCAAGGUUCAAAGAUAUUGAACCUAUCCUCAUCAGAGUCAUCUCCGCUUCUGCAAAGUUCAAGGCACAUGUCGUUACAAUUGAUGAGCGUGAGACAGGGUUGAGGAAUUUGCUGAAUUUCGGGCACUCGAUAGGCCAUGCGAUGGAGGCUUUUCUGACUCCUCAGGUGCUCCAUGGCGAAUGUGUCGCCAUUGGCAUGAUCAAAGAAGCUGAGCUUGCUCGCUACCUUGGUGUGCUUAGUGGAGUUGCAGUUGGAAGAUUGCAGAAGUGCUUGACAGCUUAUGGUUUACCCACGCGCCUCGAUGAUGAAAAAAUUCGUAAGCUAUCGGGCGGAAAGGUAUGCACUGUAGAUGGCAUGUUGAAAAAGAUGGGCGUCGACAAGAAGAAUGAUGGCGCCAAAAAGAAGGUGGUUCUGCUUUCUGCCAUUGGUAGAACCUAUGAGCAGAAGGCAAGCGUGGUUUCCGACUCUGACCUCCGAGUGGUCCUAUCGCCCAGUGUUGACGUGCUCCCUGGAGUUCCUCAAGAUCUGAAUGUUGUUUGUGCUCCACCAGGGUCCAAAAGUAUCUCAAACAGAGCUUUAGUACUAGCCGCACUCGGAAAGGGAACUUGUCGAGUAAAGAAUUUGCUAACAUCUGCCGACACCGAAGUCAUGCUUGAAGCGUUAAGUAAGCUAGGAGCGACAACAUUCUCUUGGGAAGAAGAUGGAGAAGUUCUGGUUGUUGAUGGUAAGGGUGGUCAACUCUACGCAAGUCAGUCGGAGCUUUAUCUUGGUAAUGCUGGCACGGCCGCGAGAUUCCUGACUACUGUUGUCACCCUUACUCAUCUGAGCCAUGUGAGCUCAACAGUGCUGACUGGAAAUGCCCGGAUGAAGCAACGUCCCAUUGGAGAUCUGGUUGACGCUCUGAAGACGAAUGGUGCUGGAAUAGAGUACCUUGAGACUGUCGGCUGUCUGCCACUAAAUAUUACCGCAUCUGGCGGCUUCAAUGGUGGCGUGAUCGAACUCGCAGCCAAAGUCUCGUCACAGUAUGUGUCAUCCCUUUUGAUGUGUGCUCCAUACGCAAAGCAGCCGGUGACCCUGAAGCUCAUUGGUGGAAAACCUGUAUCUCAACCAUAUAUCGACAUGACUAUCGCCAUGAUGGCUGCCUUUGGAAUUGAGGUGCGGAAAUCCCAGGCAGAAGAACAUACUUAUCACAUUCCUCAAGGCGGCUACGUCAACCCGGAGGAAUAUGUGGUCGAAAGUGAUGCAAGUUCUGCAACAUAUCCAUUGGCCAUUGCUGCUAUCACUGGAACAACUUGUACAAUUCCGAACAUUGGCUCUACAUCUCUACAAGGAGACUCGCGCUUCGCAAUAGACGUGCUGAGACCCAUGGGAUGUGAAGUCAAACAGACCCGAACUUCAACAACCGUGACGGGGCCAUCAAGUGGCGUUUUACAACCGCUCCCAAACAUUGACAUGGAGCCCAUGACAGAUGCUUUCCUCACGGCAUCAGUCUUGGCCGCAGUUGCCCAAGGGGGCAAAUCCAAUACUACACGAAUCUAUGGCAUCGCGAAUCAACGUGUAAAAGAGUGCAAUCGAAUACAAGCAAUGCAAGACGAACUAGCCAAAUUCGGUGUGAAGUGUAGGCAAUUCGAUGACGGCAUUGAGAUAGAUGGCAUUGAUCGAAGACAAUUGCAGCAGCCCAAAGCAGGUGUUCAUUGCUACGACGACCACCGCGUCGCAAUGAGCUUCAGCGUUCUUGCUCUAGCAGCACCUCAGCCCAGCCUUAUCCUUGAAAAAGAGUGCACGGGAAAGACAUGGCCAGGCUGGUGGGAUACGCUCACGCAGCAGUUCCUUGUUAAGUUGGAAGGCAAAGAAUUAGAGGCUACUACAGUUCACACGAAGAAGAAGCUUGAUAGAGCUUCAGCGUCCGUCUUCAUAAUCGGCAUGAGAGGAGCCGGAAAGACAACCUCCGGCAGAUGGGCCUCCCGAUCUUUGGGCAAGAAGCUAAUAGACCUUGACACUGAACUUGAGAAGCGCGAGAAAGCCACAAUCCCUGACAUCGUCCGACAGCACGGCUGGGAUUAUUUCCGAGCUCGCGAGUUGGCGCUUUUGAAAGCUGUGGUGAAGGAGCUGCCUACAGGUCAUAUAUUUGCAUGUGGCGGUGGAGUAGUUGAGACUGCUGAAGCUCGGAAGCUUUUCAUCGACUGGCACCAGAAGACAGGACACGUGUUACUGGUAGAACGUAACAUCAACGAGGUUAUGGACUUCUUACAGAUCGAUAAAACACGACCAGCUUACGUUGAAGACAUGAUGGGUGUCUGGCUGAGGAGAAAGCCAUGGUUCGAGCAGUGCAGCAACAUUCUCUAUUACAGCCAGAGCAUCCCCAACGAACAGAUGUCCGAAGCUGCCGAGGACUUUGAUCGUUUCUUAAAGAUGGUUAGCGGUAAGAUCGACGCCCUUGGAAAGCUCAAACGCAAGCCUGAGUCUUUCUUCGUAUCGUUGACUUUCCCUGAUCUUCGACCACAUCUAAGCAUCCUUCCAGAAGUUUGCUUGGGAUCUGAUGCAGUCGAGCUCCGUGUUGACCUGCUCAAAGAUCCCCAAUCAGCCAGUGAUAUCCCUUCACAGGAGUACGUCACAUCCCAACUCUCCCUCCUCCGUGCAACCGUGCCCCUCCCUGUCGUUUUCACGAUCCGAACAACAUCGCAAGGCGGCAAGUUUCCAGACGCAGCUUACGAUGAAUACCUCGGACUAAAUACCCUGGCCAUCCGCAUGGGCAGCGAAUUCGUGGAUCUAGAGGUUGGGACCUUCCCGGACGAUAUGCUCAAAAAAAUCCAUGAUCUCAAGAACGAUAGCCACAGCAAGAUCAUUGCUUCCCACCACGACCCGCAGGGCCGCCUUUCCUGGUCCAAGCCUGGCUCCUGGAUCCCUAUUUACAACAAAUGCCUGCAGUUCGGUGACGUGGUGAAACUAAUCGGCAUCGCCUCCUCCCUGGACGACAACUUUUCGCUUCGACGCUUCAAGCAAUGGUCGGCAUCGCAGCACCCUGAUCUCCCACUGAUCGCCAUCAACAUGGGACGAGCCGGGCAGGUGUCACGCAUCCUAAACCGUUUCAUGACACCCGUCUCACACCCAGCGUUGCCAUUCAAAGCGGCACCAGGACAAUUGUCCGCAACCGAGAUCCGCCAGGGGCUCUCGCUGAUGGGUGAAAUCGUGCCGAAGCAGUACUACCUCUUCGGCUCGCCCAUUUCUGCGAGCAAGUCACCUGCCCUUCACAAUACCUUCUUCCAGAAGACAGGUCUCCCCCAUAGCUACUCACUAUGCGAGACAACAUCGGUCGAAGUGAUGAGGGAGAAGAUCCGAGCGGAAGACUUCGGGGGCGCCAGCAUCACGAUUCCCUUGAAGCUGGACGUAAUGGGCCUGCUGGACGUGAUCGAUGCAUCGGCACGACUGAUCGGCGCGGUCAACACGAUCGUGCCUGUCAUCGACCCGAAGACGGGCAAAAAACUCCUCGAGGGCCGCAACACCGACUUCUUGGGCAUGGGUGACUGUCUGAGAGCGGCAGGCGCGAGCGCCGCUCUGGGUGAAGGCCCACAGUCUGGCCUGGUCAUUGGGGGCGGUGGCACCGCGCGCGCAGCGAUUCAGACCCUGUACAGCAUGGGCUAUGGGCCCGUCUACCUGAUUGCGCGGAACAAGGGCAAGCUGGCGGAGCUCAAGGCCACGUUCCCGCCAUUCUAUGAUCUCCAUGUCCUCGAUGCAGGAGACAAAUCCUCUCUGCAGGCCAUCACGCGCGAACCACCUAGCGUCGCCAUCGCCACAAUUCCGGCGAAUGAGCCGAUUGACCCUGCACUGGGAGCGGCUCUGCACGCCAUGUUCGCGGCAUCAACGCAGAACAAGAAACCCGGCGGAGGUGUGCCCACGCUCCUCGAGCUGGCGUACAAACCUGUUCAUACCGCCGUGAUGGCUAUGGCCGAAGAGGUUGGUGGCUGGAGCACCGUCCAGGGCCUCGAGACCCUCGUCACUCAGGGGCUCUGGCAGUUCGAGUACUGGACGGAUAUCAGAGUGAGAGGCGUUGGCCAGCGGAUUGCGAGGGUAAGUUCGUUCUUUUCCCCCCUCUAA